UAGAAUGGGUAGCUCAGGAACGUGGCAUUUUCAUUCAGCAUGCGCUCAAUAAAGGUGAAAAGAAAAUCGGCCCUUAUCACGUCGAUGGAUACGCGGAGGUUGAACGGGUGAAAAUCGCGUUUGAGUUCAACGGGUGUUUUUUCCAUGGGUGUCCCACUUGCUUUCCACCCGACCAGACCUGUCCUCUCAGGGGGGUUUGCUUUGAAACAUUCCACUCUGCUACCAUGGAGAGAGCGAGGUUAUUGCAAUCGGUUUACGGCGUGCAAUUAGAAGUUAUAUGGGAACACGACUGGAUCCUAAUGAAGGACUCGCACCCGAGUCUCAAAAGGUUUCUACAGUCUUUCAACGCACCAGAGCCUCUUUCCCCGCGAGAAGCUUUGUACGGCGGCCGUACUUGUGCUCUCAGACUCCGGUACACGGCGGGGGAGGAGGAAUCGGUGCAUUAUGUAGAUUUCACCUCAUUGUACCCGUACGUGAAUGCAACCUGUCCCUAUCCUCUCGGCCACCCCAAAAUCAUCUGCAAAGAUUUUGACGAUCCGCGUAACUAUUUCGGGUUCAUCAGGGCGACCGUGUUUCCACCCCGCGGUCUGUUUUUUCCCGUUUUGCCGUACAAGACAUCUACAGGUAAACUCGUUUUUACUCUCUGCCGUGCUUGCGCCGAAAUGAACUACCAGGCAGGCCCAUGCAGCCACACUGAUCGAGAGAGGGCGUUGACGGGGGUCUGGGUAACCCUCGAAUUUAACAAAGCUCUGGAACUCGGUUACACCGUCGCUGAAAUCACUGAGGUUUGGCAUUUUGAAAAACAGAGCAGUUCAAUCUUUAAACCGUAUAUACACACAUUUCUGAAGGGUAAGCAGGAAGCUUCAGGUUUCCCCGCUGAAGCUACGGAUGAGGAGAGCAGGUUAAAGUAUGUGGCAGACUACAAACGUGAGCAAGGCAUCCAGCUAGAUGUACGGAAGAUCGAGGCCAAUCCUGCUAAAAGGCAAGUGGCUAAACUGUGUUUGAACAGUUUUUGGGGAAAAUUUGCGCAGAGAAAUGAUUUGGCUCAAACUACCAUUGUGACAGACUCAGCAGAGUUUUUUAACUUCCUGUUUUCAGGUAAAUACGUUGUGUGCUACUUUCACUUCCUGAACGAUGACAUGUGUAUGAUUCAGUGGAAAUACAACAAGCGAUGCAUGUCCCUGCCUAACAAGGUGAAUAAUGUGUUUAUCGCGGCGUUCACCACGGCACACGCGCGGUUGAAACUAUUCACCUGUCUCGAACCACUUCAGGAGCGCGUUUUGUACAUUGACACAGACAGCCUGAUCUACGUGGUUAAACCGGGUCAGACCUCCCUCGAGCUGGGAAAUUAUUUGGGGGAUUUAACGGAUGAGCUGGGAGGUGAUACCAUACAGCAAUUUGUUUCAACAGGCCCCAAAAGCUACGCUUACCAGACAAGAAACCAGAAAAAAGUUGUGAUGCGUUGUAAAGGCAUCACUCAAACUCAGGAAUGCAGUGAGAGGGUGAAUUUUGACAGUGUGAAAGAGUUGGUAGAAGGUUAUCUGCAGGGGUCUACAGGGGGUGUGUUAGAAGCUCCGCAGCAUACCAUCAGGAGGGAUAAAAGAAACUUCCAACUUAAAAAUGCCACAUUUCAGAAAAAGUUCCGCUUGGUGUAUGACAAAAGAAGGCUUUUUCCUGACGGAACAACUCUCCCUUUUGGUUACUAAAAAGGUUAACCGAGAACAAUGUCGCUCUCUGGUGAAACACAGGAGAUUGAAUUUGACCCUAGAUUCAAAACCCCUUUUUCAUGUCUGAUAGUGGGUCCGAGCGGGUGUGGAAAAUCUUUUUUUUUUGUUAAACGUGUUUUGCAGAAUUGUAACCAUGUUAUGGAUGUUGUACCUGUAAAUAUUGUAUGGAUUUAUACAUCUCUUCAACCCAUGUACGCUGAAUUGCAGAGAAUGAAUAAAAAGAUUAAAUUCA
Molecule: messenger RNA, 1959 nt
Organism: Fundulus heteroclitus (mummichog)
Lineage: Eukaryota; Metazoa; Chordata; Actinopteri; Cyprinodontiformes; Fundulidae
Product: DNA polymerase-like
Exons: 2
Coding region: 225-1706 (493 amino acids)
Biological process (GO): DNA replication
Molecular function (GO): nucleotide binding; DNA binding; DNA-directed DNA polymerase activity
Source: RefSeq, a predicted model, not a curated record